AUGGCAACACCGUGUCACAACACUGGCAUUCAAGCCAGUCUGGACUGCCGCAGCAACUCAGCACUCAUUUCUUGGACACCAGGCAACGGUUCAUUAAGUUUUAAUGCAACACUUCAGUCGCUCCAGGACCCCCAAAAGCACAACUGCUUCACCAAUGGCUCCUCCUGCAACAUUGGCUCACUGCCGUGUGGUCAGCACUAUAACAUCUGUGUUACAGGAUACGGCCAGACCUGUUCAACCUCUUCUAAAGCCUUGGUCACUCUAGACACAGCUCCAUGUGUUCCCACUCAAGUCAAUGUGUCAUUAUCUUGUGGGUCGGACACUGCAUCUGUUUCCUGGGCAGCAUCCAGUGGCCUUGUUUCAUACUAUACAGUAACAGCAGUAGAUGAUAAUGGACGUACUCUAACCAGCAACUCCAACAGAACUUCCUGUGACAUCAGCGGCCUGUCGUGUGGUCAGGCGUACAAUGUGUCAGUCACAGCUAUGAGUGUGGACUGCACUGGGCAACGCAGUGAAGUGCGUCGCAUCAGUACUGCACCCUGUGCUCCUCAGUCUGUGGUCAGUCAGCUCUUAGACUGUCGAACAGGUGAUGUUCAGAUCAGCUGGCAGUCGAGUAAAGGGGCACAGAUCUACUAUGCUCAAGCAAAAUCCACAGUCAAGACUCUGGUGUGUAACUCUACCUCCACGUCCUGCAUAAUCCCUGCAAUUUGCUGUGGGCAGACGCACAAUAUCACUGUGGUUGCAGUGGCCAACAGCUGUAGCUCCAACACCAGUGUGGCCAGUCAGGUCACUGCAGAGGUUCAUGAGGAGCUCACCAGGUCAUGGAUGUCACCUUUUACUGCCAGAAACUGGCUUGGUAGUUCCUCCUCCCUCACCAUAAUGGAUGGUGGAGCAACCAAAGUGUAUAUGGAGAUCACCUUGGUGGACCAGUCAGUUGCAAUACAGUUGUGUCCUGGUACUGCCUCCAUAUGGCAGGGCAAACGGUCCCUUCCCUCCCGGGCCUGUAAACACUUGUCUGUUCUGACCAGCAGUGCUUAUGUGGCCUGUGUAGAGGCUGCCUCCAUCAUACAGGCCAUGGCAUUACUGCAGGAGUGCCAUCUCUGGCUGUGUCUGGCCAACAUGAAGGGCGUAGACAAUGUUCAGUUCCUUAAUGCCCCCAUGUCCCAGACCGUCCUCUUCGGCAACACAGUCGAGAGUUUUGCCCAGCAGUUCUCGGAUGCACAGAAGCAGACUGAGGUGAUUUGA
Carassius auratus (goldfish) is the source of this 1245-nucleotide messenger RNA. RefSeq names its product fibronectin type III domain-containing protein 7-like. NCBI's taxonomy places the organism in Eukaryota, Metazoa, Chordata, Actinopteri, Cypriniformes, Cyprinidae. The coding region runs from base 1 to 1245 and encodes 414 amino acids. The record is from RefSeq and is a predicted model, not a curated record. Gene Ontology annotation, molecular function: protein binding. The transcript is spliced from 6 exons.